Molecule: messenger RNA, 945 nt
Organism: Arabis nemorensis
Lineage: Eukaryota; Viridiplantae; Streptophyta; Magnoliopsida; Brassicales; Brassicaceae
Source: the annotation of a GenBank genome assembly
AUGAAGAGAUCGAUGUCUAACAGUCGAUUAGGUCAAUGGGACGACUCGAACCAUCCUCACAAGAAGCCGAAAUAUUUAGAGUACGAUGCCGAUUCUUCGACCACGAAGAAACCAUCGACCGAUGUAAGAAUUCCAGAAAGCGGUUGGUGGAUGGUGACUCAAUAUCUGGGAAAAGGCUCAUACGGCUCUGUUUACUCAGCCGUGAUCACGACCGACGGUGACGAAGACGAUCUUCCAUACGAGAUUGCCAUAAAGUCUAAUGAAAUCUCAGAAUCAUCACAGAUCAUGAACGAGGAAAGGAUUUUACUUGGUCUCAAGAGCCCAUUCGUUGUCACUUGCUACGGCCACAAGAUAACAGAGGAGAAGAACGAGUAUCCGACAACCAUGUACUACAACACGAUACUCGAGUACUGUCCUAAUCAAUGCCUUGCGAAACACAUCAAGAACUACGAAGGAAGAGGAUUACCAGAGAAUGAUGUCAAGGGACUCGCUACUGAUAUCUUGCUUGGUCUCAAGUACAUCCAUGGAGAGAAGAUCAUUCAUUGCGACAUCAAACCUAAGAACAUCUUACUUGCGCCUGAGAAUAAGAGAAUUAGGGCUAAUGGGUUUGCGGCUAAGAUCUCUGGUUUUGGAAAAGCGAUGGAGACAGAGUCGGUUGAGUACAACGAAGGAUGUGGUCAUAGGAGAGGCACGACGAGGUUUAUGUCUCCUGAGCUUAUAAGAGACAUGGUUUUGGACUAUGGAGCUGAUGUGUGGGCUUUUGGUUGUACGGUUCUUGAGAUGUUGACUGGAGAAAGGGUUUGGGGAGAGCACGGCGAGCUUGAUUGGGAAGACUGGAUUACUCUGAUCGAUGCCUUCUUGAAUGUUGCAUCUGACUUAAACGCUUUUGCAGCCUUCAUGGCCUUCAGAAGCAGAAGACGAAAAGAGACAAUCAUACAAAGAUGA